UUGAACUCUCAAAAAUCAAAAUUCGAAAGCAACCCCCAGGGCUUUCGCCGAUCUACAAGCUGGAGGGAAUCACUCUUGUAAAAAAAAAAAACCAUCUUUACAUUUAAUACAAAUUUGGGGCUAGGGUUUUUUCAUUUUAAUCUUUGUUUUCACCCUCACUCUAGCUAGAAUUUUUUUUUAAAUUGAAAAAAAAUUGAAAAGUCCUCAAGAAGGCAGAUCUUUCGAAGUCUCCCGGCUCUGCUUUUUUCCUAGUGAUUUUUAAAGAUAAUUGUUAGGGUUUGGGUUUUAUUAGAUAGAAAUGUAUGCUGAUCGAGUGGAGGAGGGUGCUGGGAAAAGGUCGGUAAAGGAGCGACUCAAUGGCAACUCCUCUAAUAGCUUUAAUCCGCGGCGUCAAAUCACUGGCAAGAGACAGAGGCAAGAUGACAAGUGGGAACAUGAUCUUUACCAAGAUGUACCUAAUAUUUCGAAUCAUAAAGUUGAUGCCCAAGAUCUUCGUUCGAAGCUGCAAAGGAAAAAUCUCCAAAUUGUGUCUCAAAGCAGAAGGGGAACUCUCUCAGGUGUACAUGAUCUUCGUGAAAAAUUAUCAGGAACAAUGACUACACAGCCAAUAAAUGCUGAUCCACAGACACAGAAAGUAAAAGUUGCCCAACCAGCCAGGAAAAGUUUAGCAGUUGAAACUCCUGAACCAGAGCCCAAAAGGGCUGCAAAUACAACAGCAAGAAAGAAGGCUAAGCAGAAUGCUGAUACAUCAGUAGUGGCCUUCCUCCAGUCUUUGGGUCUCGAAAAAUAUAAAAUCACUUUUCAAGCUGAGGAAGUUGAUAUGGCUGCACUUGUACACAUGACUGAUGAGGAUCUAAAAGCUUUAGGCAUACCAAUGGGCCCAAGGAAGAAGAUAAUUCUCGAACUAGAGUCAAGGAGCUGAUAUUUGGAGUUUUAGCAACAAGUGGUUGUUGCCUGUUGAAUCUAAAGAUGUAUUAAUGGCCGAUCCUAGGAUAUUGCAAGGCCAUGUUUUGGCUGAUAAGAACCUGCAUAUGUAGCUAUUUUUUCUGGUAUUUCAUGUUCAAAUUGAUUAACAAAAUAUGCCUUAGUGAGCUUGUUAUUGAAAUCAAAGGGUGAAAUAUUGUUAGAUUG
Messenger RNA from Hibiscus syriacus, 1131 nucleotides. RefSeq names its product ankyrin repeat and SAM domain-containing protein 4B-like. The record is from RefSeq and is a predicted model, not a curated record. The transcript has 6 exons. Gene Ontology annotation, molecular function: protein binding. The coding region runs from base 299 to 922 and encodes 207 amino acids. NCBI's taxonomy places the organism in Eukaryota, Viridiplantae, Streptophyta, Magnoliopsida, Malvales, Malvaceae.